CCUACUCACUCCUCACACGACCAAAGGACGAAGGGGGCCUAGGCCAGAGAGAUAUCACCAAGCAGUCCUCUUGACCAGACUGUAUGACUGGUCACACCCACACCCUACCGCACAAUGGAUACACAUAGAAAAUACUUUCUUCAGGACGCCCAUUUUCACAAUACCUUGGCACAAAUCCAGACAGCCAUUUUUACUGAACUCCCCACACCCCACGAUCUCACCAACCCUACGUAUGUGGGCUAAGAUAAGGACUCACCAGACAAUGUCACCUUACCCUUCCCCGUUAUAUCCAAUAACACACAACCCUCUCUUUCAACCGGGAGAGGAUGGGAGAGCAUUCAAGCAAUACCAUGACUCACACUACCUGCACCUCGCCGAGGUUGUAGAUGACACGGGAACUCAGGUGAAACCUUUGCAAACUACAACAGGGGGUCACACUGUACUGCAAACAUUUCAGUAUAAACAACUUCCUACACACAGGGCCAUUGGCACAUAA
This is a messenger RNA of Pelobates cultripes (western spadefoot toad), 496 nucleotides long. NCBI's taxonomy places the organism in Eukaryota, Metazoa, Chordata, Amphibia, Anura, Pelobatidae. The record is from the annotation of a GenBank genome assembly.